This is a messenger RNA of Colletotrichum navitas, 2540 nucleotides long. RefSeq names its product RWD domain-containing protein. Gene Ontology annotation, cellular component: ubiquitin ligase complex; cytoplasm. Gene Ontology annotation, biological process: ubiquitin-dependent protein catabolic process; positive regulation of proteasomal ubiquitin-dependent protein catabolic process; protein polyubiquitination. The coding region runs from base 409 to 2394 and encodes 661 amino acids. Gene Ontology annotation, molecular function: ubiquitin conjugating enzyme binding; zinc ion binding; ubiquitin protein ligase activity. The record is from RefSeq and is a predicted model, not a curated record. Lineage: Eukaryota; Fungi; Ascomycota; Sordariomycetes; Glomerellales; Glomerellaceae. The transcript is spliced from 2 exons.
AUCAUUUUCAUCGUUAGUCGCCCCGCGCUCGGCCAGCCGUUUUUUGACAAGAGCUCUCUCACACGCAGCAGCUUCUCUGCGUGUCGCGAGCAGAAACCCUUGUCCCUUUGGCCGGCCUCGAAAGGAAUUUACAGAAAAGAAAGGUCUUAUCAUAGCCAGUCGCACUUCUCGCGGGUUCCGCGCCAUCUCCGUUGCUCUCAAAUAAAAAUCAGCACCAUUUUCGCGAAUUCGCCACCCGUUCUCUCGCUGCCUCUCCGAUACCCGUAUCCAUAUGUUCGUCGCUAAUACAUAGGAGCGCAAACCCUUCCCACGAUUUGCCCCCAUUUUUUACAAAUACCCAAAAGAGCUUCAAGUUACUACCGCAACCGUUCUAGAAAGCAUGAGACACGUCUGCCUCAACCGGUAGCCAUGGACGCCGACAGCGACGACCCGCGCCAGGACGAGCUCAGCUCUUUACAGGCCAUCUUCCCCGAAAUCGAGCCCGACGACCAGCGACCCUUCUGCUUUACUAUUCAACUGCCGGUUCGUCCCGCGAAGCCCGUGACCGUUGCGUUUCCUGCCGCCCCAAACGCCCAAGAUACAGCCGCUGCUCAGCUCCCAGGCAUCGAACCCCGCGUCGAUUCGCAUGAGCUCUCCCACCUCCCGGCCGUCGUGGUCCGCAUGGAACUGCCCGAGGGCUAUCCUUCAGAGCGGCCGCCCGGCGUCAGCAUAAGCACAUCGCCACCGUGGCUGACGAGGGAUGCCAUCAAGAAGCUGGAGGACGACGGCCCGCGAUUGUGGGAGGAGAUGGGUCGUGACAUGAUCGCUUUUACAUACAUUGAUCACGUCCAGCAAGCUGCGGACGAUGUGUUUGGCAUGGUUGACGGGAACGGCACUCUGGAGAUUGAUCCAUCCCACAAGAUUGCCAUCCUGGACUACGAUAUCGAGGCUGCUCGGGCCGCGUUUGAGAAGGAGACCUUUGACUGCGGCAUCUGUCUAGACCCCAAGAAAGGUUUCAUGUGUCACAAGAUGCUCGAUUGCGGGCACAUAUUCUGUAUCCAAUGCUUACAGGAAUUCUACAAUAAUGCCAUUACGGAAGGAGACCUGGCAACUGUCCGCUGUCUUGCCCCGAACUGCUCCAAAGAGCGCGCCGAGGCGGGACAGAUCUCGGCCUCGGGGAAGAAGCGCAAGGUCAAGACUUCCAUCAGCCCAAGUGAACUGCUCCAGAUUGGUCUGUCCCAAGAGACGGUGACUCGCUACGUGACCCUCAAGUACAAGAACGAGCUCGAGUCGGACAAGGACACCAUCUACUGCCCCCGGUCGUGGUGCCAGGGCGCUGCGAGGUCCAAGAAGCACAGGAAGCCCGAGGGGUUGGAGAUGGUUGAGGCUUCAGGUGAAGACACAGAGGACGAUGAAGGUGCCGAAGGGCAUGACGAAGGCGGAAAAGGCAAGAAGAAGCAGGCUUUUGACCGCGGGGACCUCCUGGCGAUAUGCGAAGACUGCGGCUUCGCCUUCUGUAGCCGCUGCUACCAGUCGUGGCAUGGCGAGUUCUACCGCUGCACGCCCAAGCGGGACACGGGCGAGCUUUCGGCCGAGGAGCAGGCCUCGAUCGACUACAUCAACCUUCAUACCACACCGUGCCCGACGUGCGGCGUCACAGCGCAGAAGAGCCACGGGUGCAACCACAUGAUCUGCUUCCGUUGCGCCUCGCACUUCUGCUAUCUAUGCUCGGCCUGGCUCGACCCCAGGAACCCGUACGCCCACUUCAACGAACAGCCCGACGGCAAGAUCACGUCGUGCUUCAUGCGCCUGUGGGAACUGGAAGGCGGCGAUGGCGAUAACGUCGGCAUUGGCUUCGCCGGCGGCGCGCGGCAGGCGCAGGCGCAGGACGAGGACGAGGACGAGGACGUCGUCGAGAUAGCCGACCUUGUCCCCGAGAUCGAGGAGCCGGACGACAGCGAUUCGGACACGGAGGCGGAGGCGGACGACGUUCUCCAACCACCGCCCCCUCCGGCUGGUGGUGUUGCACGAGAAGGGCCGCUCGUCCUACGGAUAGGAGCCGACCCGGCUCCUCGGGGCGGCCGAGGAGGAGGAGGAGCAGCAGCAGCAGGGGCGGCUCACGGUCCCGUCCCGCCUGCCGCGCCACCAGCGCCGGUCAACCCCGCGAGAAGAGGCGGGCCUCCCGUACGAGGCGGACGUGGCGGGCGCGGAAACAGAGGCGCAGACGCUCGAGGCGGUCGGCGGCAGAACCAGCAGAGGAACCAGCGGUUACGGGUGCCCGUCGUGGGCAGGAAUGGGGAGAUUGGCAUCGGGGUCGUUGACGCCGACGCGCUCGACGCAGCGCAGGAAGCCUGGAUCAGACGAUUCGUGCAGAUGGCUUUGGACGACGAGGAAGAGGACAGCGACGAGGGGUGAUUGGUUCCUGAUGGGCGCAACACAUGUCAGCCGGGCACGAUGAGAACCAUAGACGGGAGAGCAGGGCAACUUGGACAUAGACGACGGCAUGAUGGUCAGACAGGACAGCGAAUGGAAUGAACUACCGAACUACCUUUGGCCGGGAC